This is a messenger RNA of Solanum dulcamara, 1449 nucleotides long. RefSeq names its product metal tolerance protein 4-like. Gene Ontology annotation, cellular component: membrane. The record is from RefSeq and is a predicted model, not a curated record. Gene Ontology annotation, biological process: transmembrane transport; monoatomic cation transport. Gene Ontology annotation, molecular function: manganese ion transmembrane transporter activity. The transcript is spliced from 7 exons. The coding region runs from base 74 to 1297 and encodes 407 amino acids. Lineage: Eukaryota; Viridiplantae; Streptophyta; Magnoliopsida; Solanales; Solanaceae.
UAGGAGCUUUAAUAUGUCAAUGAGGUUUUAACAGAAUUGAAAAAAUAUAUAUAAAAAAAAAUUUGGAAAACAAAUGGAGGGAGAAGAAAUCAAGAAUGAACAGAAAACUCCAUUGUUGGAUGGGUGGAAGCUUAGUGGCAGUGGACGGCGGAACUCAGUUACAACUCUAAGGGGUGAUUUCUUGGCAAGAUUGCCUGAAAAAGUCAAGUCUUGUGUUAAUGUUGAGGUAGAUGUUGAAUCUUCAUCAUCAAUCAUUGACAUUUCCAAGACUUCUAGCUUGUCUAAAGGAGAAAAGGAUUACUAUGAAAAACAAUUUGAGACCUUGAAGUCAUUUGAAGAAGUUGAUUCCAUUGUGGCAUCUAGUUUCAUUGAUGAUGAGGAUCAUGAAGAAGAAUCUCAAGAUGAGAGGGCAAUGAAGAUAUCCAAUUAUGCGAACGUUUUAUUACUAGCUCUUAAGAUCUAUGCCACGGUGAAAAGUGGUUCCCUAGCUAUCGCUGCAUCUACAUUGGAUUCGUUACUUGAUCUCAUGGCUGGUGGCAUACUGUGGCUCAGUCACCUGUCCAUGAAAAAUAUCAACAUCUACAAAUAUCCUAUAGGGAAGUUACGAGUGCAGCCAGUAGGGAUCAUUAUCUUUGCUGCUGUUAUGGCUACACUUGGCUUUCAGGUGUUGAUUCAGGCUGUAGAACAACUAGUUAAAAAUGAAUCUUCUGAAAAGAUGGCCUCGGAUCAGCUUGUCUGGUUAUAUACUAUCAUGAUAACGGCCACAGUGGUAAAACUUUCCCUUUGGCUAUACUGCAGAAGCUCAGGAAACAACAUUGUCCGUGCCUAUGCAAAGGAUCACUAUUUUGACGUGGUUACUAAUGUAGUCGGAUUGGUAGCAGCUGUACUUGGCGAUAAAUUCUACUGGUGGAUUGAUCCUGUUGGUGCCAUUAUUCUUGCACUUUAUACUAUCUCCAAUUGGUCGGGAACUGUUUUAGAAAAUGCAGUGUCACUGGUAGGACAGUCGGCCCCGCCAGAAUACUUGCAAAAGUUAACAUAUCUUGUUAUAAGACACCCUCAAGUGAAGCGUAUUGAUACAGUUCGAGCCUACACAUUUGGUGUCUUGUACUUUGUAGAGGUUGAUAUUGAACUCCCGGAAGAUUUGCCUUUGAAAGAAGCACAUACUAUCGGAGAAACUCUACAAAUAAAACUCGAGAAACUCCCUGAAGUUGAACGAGCAUUCGUUCAUCUCGAUUUUGAAUGUGAACACAAACCAGAGCACUCUGUUCUUAGCAGGCUGCCAAAUACUGAACCAUAGGUUCAUGGUUACGUUAUGCUCGGAUAACGGAGGAGAGUUGCGAUUACUUUAAACGGAGUUUUGUUGUUUUUGGACAAACAUUUUAACUAUAUAAAUGUGUAUAUUCGCAUGAUCUAGCAUAAAAGUUCCAAGUGAAGGGUGUGUUUGUGUCA